AUGCUUGGUGCAUUAAAUGAUGGAGUAAACGUUAAAGGCUACUUCGUUUGGAAUUUAAUGGAUGACUUUGGAUGGGACAGCGGAUACACAACAAAACAUGGUCUGUACGAAGUGGAUAUGAAUGAUCCAGCUAGAACAAGAACACCCCGAAAAUCUGCAUUUGUUUACAAGGAGAUAAUUAGAAGCCGAACUGUUGACUUCGAUUACGAUCCUGAUUUGAACAAUGAAGAUUUUAUAUAUAAAAUUAUAUCUAACGAAUGUUAA
Messenger RNA from Parnassius apollo (apollo), 264 nucleotides. The record is from the annotation of a GenBank genome assembly. Lineage: Eukaryota; Metazoa; Arthropoda; Insecta; Lepidoptera; Papilionidae.